CGCGUCGUCAACUAUUAAUUUCAGUAUCAUAUUCGUAAAAUAAACAUACAUGAAAAUUAAUAUCGGUAAUAUGUGAAAAAUAUUUGUUUUAUCUAUUUUUCCGGAGCUGGGAACCUUGUAGCGCAGACUCACUCGUUUUUCCAUACGGACCACUGAUACGCAGGGACCGUAAAUACACUGGCGUUUGCUGUUACUGUUCCUCGGUUCACAGAAAAGACAAGAUGGGGAUUUAAAACAGCCAUAGAACAGAUGAUUUACGUUGAGAGUGAGUGUAGCUGGUUUCGUUGAGAGCGGGGGCUUUCGUCAGUGAGCUAGCUUGGGGAGUGCGGGUGGUUUCGGCAUGGAUUGGUGUCGUCGGAACGGACUCAGCGGGGUUCUCUGCUCCCUGUCACUGCUGUGUGUCCUGUUGGAUAUCCAGCUGGACGGUGUCCUGGGGGCAACUCAUGUCGAGAUUGAACACCACUUGGAAAUGGGCCGCAAGCUUUUGGCAGCGGGUCAGCUGGCUGAGGCCUUGUCCCACUACCACUCUGCUGUGGAGGGAGACUCUAAGAACUAUCUGACGUACUACAAACGAGCAGCAGUGUUUCUGGCCAUGGGAAAAUCCAAAUCUGCUCUGCCAGACCUGACCAGAGCCAUUCAGCUCAAGCCUGACUUUCUGGCUGCCAGACUGCAGAGAGGGAACAUCCUGUUAAAACAGGGAAACACCCAAGAGGCCAGAGAGGACUUUAAAGCAGUGCUCCAACGAUCUCCAGACCACGAAGAAGCUCAGAACCAGCUGAUGAAAGCACACGAGCUGGAGGAGCUGCAGGAGGAGGCACAUGCUGCCCACCACCAGGGGGACUAUAGCACCACAAUUAACGUGCUGGAGAGAGUCAUAGAGAUAUCUCCCUGGGAUCCUGAGUCACGGGAGCUUCGUGCAGAAUGUUUCAUCCGAAUGGGUGAUCCUCAGAAAGCCAUCCAGGAUCUAACACCGACCGUAAGGCUGCGCAAUGACAACCGCGCUGCCUUCCUGAAGCUCAGCUUACUGCACUACAGCCUCGGGGAACACCACGAUUCUCUCAACCACAUCAGAGAAUGUCUCAAGCUGGACCAGGAUGACAAGGAAUGUUUCAGUCACUACAAGCAGGUGAAGAAGCUCAGCAAACAACUGGACUCAGCAGAGGAGCUGAUUCAGGAGGACAGGUUCCAGGAGGCCAUUGAAAAGUACCAGUCAGUCAUGAAAACAGAGCCUAGUGUGGUUCACUACACAAACUUGGCCAAAGAGAGGAUCUGCUUCUGUCUGGUCAAGAUUAAGCUAGCUCACGAAGCAAUUGACAUUUGCUCAGAGGCUCAUCAGAGAUCGCCCCGCAAUGCUAAGAUCCUCAGAGACCGAGCAGAAGCUUUCAUCCUCAACCAGGACUACGAGAAGGCGGUGGAAGAUUACCAGGAGGCCAGAGAGUUUGACAGUGAAAGCAGCGAUAUCAGAGAAGGGCUGGAGCGAGCGCAGAAGCUCCUCAAACUAUCCCGUAAAAGAGAUUACUACAAAAUCCUCGGCGUCAGCAGGAAUGCCAACAAGCAGGAGAUCAUUAAGGCCUACAGGAAACUGGCACAGCAGUGGCAUCCAGACAACUUCCAGUCUGAGACGGAGAAGAAGGAAGCGGAAAAGAAAUUUAUUGACAUAGCGUCGGCUAAAGAAGUCUUAACUGACCCAGAAAUGAGGCAGAAGUUUGAUGCUGGUGAAGAUCCCCUCGACCCAGAGAACCAGCAGGGUGGAGCCGGAGGUGGACAUCAGAGCUGGCCGUUCAACUUCAACCCUUUUGAGUCUGGAGGCAACUUCCACUUCAAGUUCCAGUACAACUAGACUCAAAUUUAAGGAAUUCCUGAGCUGAGCCCAGGAUGACAUUACAGUCCCGGUCUGUGCAGAGGAAAAGUCCCACCAGAGUCCGACCAUCUGUCAUACGGAU
This is a messenger RNA of Cynoglossus semilaevis (tongue sole), 1943 nucleotides long. It is a transcript of the gene dnajc3b, whose product is annotated as DnaJ (Hsp40) homolog, subfamily C, member 3b. NCBI's taxonomy places the organism in Eukaryota, Metazoa, Chordata, Actinopteri, Pleuronectiformes, Cynoglossidae. The transcript has 13 exons. Gene Ontology annotation, biological process: protein folding in endoplasmic reticulum. Gene Ontology annotation, molecular function: protein-folding chaperone binding; misfolded protein binding. Gene Ontology annotation, cellular component: endoplasmic reticulum. The record is from RefSeq and is a predicted model, not a curated record. Bases 341 to 1840 code for a protein of 499 amino acids.